This is a messenger RNA of Kwoniella mangroviensis CBS 8507, 1887 nucleotides long. RefSeq lists its product as uncharacterized. NCBI's taxonomy places the organism in Eukaryota, Fungi, Basidiomycota, Tremellomycetes, Tremellales, Cryptococcaceae. Bases 1 to 1887 code for a protein of 628 amino acids. Gene Ontology annotation, biological process: regulation of transcription by RNA polymerase II. The record is from RefSeq and is a predicted model, not a curated record. The transcript has 5 exons. Gene Ontology annotation, molecular function: RNA polymerase II cis-regulatory region sequence-specific DNA binding; DNA-binding transcription factor activity, RNA polymerase II-specific.
AUGUCAACCCGCUUCACCCUUCUACCACCCGAAUCAACCUCCUCGACAACUCCUACCUCUCUUCAGAGAGAUUGGGAGGGUGAAGAAGAAUUGGUAUCAGAAGACGAUGAUGAACCUCCAUCUCCUGAUCCAGACCAGCCUAACAAUCUAGAUCCUGAACCUCAACCUGGACCAGAGAUAGAUUUACGUCCAAAGAAAAAAGCCAAACGACUAAAAAACUUAUCAUCGACCAAAACACUCACCACGAUCAACCCAACAACACUCAAUACUACUUCACCGAUCGAGCUUACCGAUACCGUCUCUUCUUCAGCUUUGGAUGACCAUCUGAUCGACCCGAAAAGACCCAAGAUCAAAUCUAAUAACGCAUUUUGGAGGAAAGCACCUCCUCCUCCAUCAUCAUCCUCUUCUGGUGGUCCACAGGGUGAGGGAAGUAUGAGGACUAAACAUACGGAAUUCCCUUUUGCGGAUUACGAACUUGGACUUAGACCUUUGACAUGGCCUUCAUUAGACGAUACAGCGGUGAAAACUUUGGGUAUCCCAGCUUCUUUACCUUCUUUUCAAAAUACCUUGGAUCAAGAUAAAGAGUAUGACGAACCUUUCUUGUAUACUCGUUCGGAUUUGAUUAGAUAUAGAUUAGGUAUAACUCCCAACUAUACUACGCAGGUCCAUGCUCAAGCACAAGCUGGAGGGAGUGGUAGUGGAAGUGGGAGUGGGAGUCGAGGAUCAAAGGAUAUGACGGUUGCUGAGGGAGCUUGGAAGAAAUGGGAGGAAAUUGGUGGGAUACCUAAAGGUUUGGCGGGGCUGAUUCCCUAUAGUUUUGAUGGGCAUGGGAAUGUCUAUAAACCCGAUCUAACGCAUGUCCAGGCUAUACGAUUGGUCAUAGCUGCUUCACCAAGAGGCAAGAUGACCUUAUCGCAAAUCUAUCAAGCAUUUGAAGAAAGGUGGCCAUGGCAUAAAACAGCAGGAAUGACUUGGAAGAACUCCAUCCGACAUAAUCUAUCAUUGAAUGAUUGUUUCAUCAAUGUCGAAAAAGCCACAGCUCAAGGAGGUGGCAAAGGUGGAUAUUGGAUAGUUGAUAAUUCGCAAUCAGGUAGAACAGCACGUAAAUUAAAACGGUCCGCAACCAAUCUCAAUUCUAAUUCAACCUCCAAAGGAUAUUCAUCAUCACCCACCAAAUCGACGUUCAAAGAGCGCGACCUCCUGACUAAGGAUAGAUUAUCGAUCUCUGGCGAGUCGUCCCCAAACACAGAAACUCCAAGUGUCGACGUCUUCUCUCCUGGACUAUCUAAUCCUCUUGAUAAAUACGACCUCAAUAAGAACUCAGAUGGUGGUAUGGGAAAAGGAAAAAACAAAGCUACGAGCAUCACUAUUGCCAAACCUGCUGUACCGUUUCCUUACACUUUACCUAAAAGAGAUAAAAGUUGGGUACCCAAAGAGGUAGUUAGGAAAUCUAGAGAAAUAGGUAUACAGAGACCAUCCCAUGAUACACCUUUGGAUCGACCUCAAAAAUCAAGUUCACAUCCCUCGGUAGAUGGCAGGGCUGAUCAAGAUCAUGCCGAGGGAGAAGGAUGUUCAAGAUCUGGUUUUUUGCAAACUGCGAAUUCACCUUUGGAAUCUCAGUUCUUCACUACUAGAGCUGGUGUACCGGUAUUACCAAUGGUUGAACCGAAAUCAAAUUCGAGAUCGAAUCUAUCGAUGACUCAACACGGUGAAAGGGAUGGAAUCAGUAAAUUACCGAAUUUGCUCAAAGCCAUGUAUGAGCCUAGUCGAUUGGGGUGGGGGCUGGGAGAUGAUAUGAGAUUACCUCCUGUACGAGUGGCAGAGAAUCAGAUGGAGGAUGGGGAUGAUGAGGGAGGAGCAGGGGGAGAUCAGGUGAUAAGGAGAUAA